Talaromyces rugulosus is the source of this 717-nucleotide messenger RNA. RefSeq lists its product as uncharacterized. Lineage: Eukaryota; Fungi; Ascomycota; Eurotiomycetes; Eurotiales; Trichocomaceae. The coding region runs from base 1 to 717 and encodes 238 amino acids. The transcript has 3 exons. The record is from RefSeq and is a predicted model, not a curated record.
AUGGAAUUCCCCACAUAUAUUAAGGAUUCGAGCAUAGCGCACCCAAACCAGCAGUGGAACAUGCAUUUCAACGAAUAUGAACGCAUGGUCCUAACCAAUCCCAUACAGAACCGUGGGCAAGGUUUACAUCCCAGGACCGGUGGACCUCCAAUCCCCAACCAUAUCGAAGAUGGCGGUCAAGCCCAAGAGAUACAUGACGGUGAGACCAAGACUUUCACCCGAAAGGGAGGCGGCGUUAACCAGAUAACCUUUGCCCGCUGGGGAAACGUGCAACAGUCGAUAGCUAUUGCUAUUUUCUCUCAAAAAUGGGGCAUUUUUAGCAGAGUUCCGGUCAAUGCGACGGUUGUUGACCAAUUGGCCCGUGAAGGCGUUAACCCAACCUUACCAUUCUUCGAGUGCUAUAUUUUUGAACCUACCUUUGAAAACAUGCCCGAGCAAUUCGUGAAAUGUGCAAUGCAAGUCAAGAAAGAGAUUAACCGACUAGUCCGCCCAGCCUUGACACGGUUUAUAAACUACAGGUUCAAGGUCAAACCGUUCAAUAUAACGGAUACAGAAAGCGAUGAAGAAGGGCCCGCGAUCGAAGGCCAAUGGGUUCCCGAAGCUGGGGGUAUACUGGUAGUGAUAUGUCGUGAACUUAAACCAGACGGCUCCUAUGGCAAAUGGAGAAAUUUGAUUGGCUUGAUGAUGCCGUUGUCUGACGCGACUGCUGCCGGGUAG